CUCUACAUUUAGUUGCAUAUAAACGAACAAAGGUAAGAGUCUAGCACUCUUUCAUAGGAAUAUUGGCCAUUUCCUUUGGAGUCAGUGGUUUUUGUACGUAAAGUUUGGUAAUAAAUUCGUAUUCAAGCAAUAAAAAACUCCGUGAUUGAUUACAAUGGUUUCCAUUGGCGGACUGCUUGUUCUGUUGAGCAUGCGCGUUGCAGCUGGACAGGGAGAUGGAUGGAUUAUGAACAUAACAAGUAACAUAUACGGGUUUCCAUGGAUACCGGCGGACAAGUUGUCGGACAGAAACUCUCCAAGAUUCAAGGAGGCACAAAACUUCUUUUGCGGAAAAAUAAACGAAAUGUUUCGGUCAGAACCUGUUGUGGGGAAUGCUGUAAAGGAAAGAUAUUACCGGUGUUUUAUUUGUAAUUUCAAGCAAACAAAUCUACAUUUCGAAGCCCCUGUAUCAUUCACGUACUCCCUCGUUUUCAAUGGCUCAGACCCAGUACCGAAGGCUGUCGUGGAUGGACUUAUAGCCAGCAACACGGAGAUCUACCAUUUUGGAAACAAAGUGUGGAAUCUGAUCGGUGAUUGGUUAGUUAACCGUGUUGACGUCACGAUGGUGAGCGUUAAUAUGUCAGAUUAUAUAAAACAGAAGAAGCAAGAGAAGCAGAAUCCUAACAUAGAGAUCGACAUAGUUGUUUCAAUACAUGUUGAUUUAGUCAACUUUACACUUACACCAGAACUGGCCGACCCGACCUCACCCGAGUUCACCAAGCUGGAGACGUCCGUUUGUAAGGACAUCUCUCAGGCUGUGCAUGGAAGUUUCCCUUCCCACAAAGGCUGCGAUGUCACGUCCAUUGUAAAUAAUUCAGUGGCAGGAAGGAUAAUCAUGACUAUAAACCUAACAUUUGGAUGGGAUCGUGAAGUUAUCUACCCACACAUGAUUGCAUCUUUGAUCAUAGAGAACGCCCCGAGACAAGUCGUUAACAAUGAAAUUGUUAUCUCUAUUGGUAAUGUUCAGAUCCUAGAACGAUCCUUCAUGAAAGCUGCAAACAGAGCCGUUCAAGACACACGAGAUCGACCUGAUA
This is a messenger RNA of Ruditapes philippinarum (Manila clam), 1073 nucleotides long. RefSeq lists its product as uncharacterized. Gene Ontology annotation, molecular function: chitin binding. Gene Ontology annotation, cellular component: extracellular region. The record is from RefSeq and is a predicted model, not a curated record. NCBI's taxonomy places the organism in Eukaryota, Metazoa, Mollusca, Bivalvia, Venerida, Veneridae.